AUGCAUGAAAACUUCCUGGAUGAGAUAAUGCACCUCAAUGGACGUGGGUCCAAGGGCAUUACUUGUUUGUGUGGUGGAGUACUGCCUCAAUUCUGGUGCUAUGACUGUCAUGGCACUCAAAUGUUCUGUCAUGAAUGCACACUUCUUAACCAUGUGUAUCAUCCUUUGCAUAGGAUUGAGCUCAGUGUUCGAGUACAACUUGGCCAUAACCCAGGAGAAAGGUGCUACAACCCUCAUCCUUCUGCUGGUGAUGAUUUCAUGGUCAUUAGGCUUGAUGGCAUCCACGAAAUUGCACUGGACUUCUGUGGCUGUGCCUCAGCUCAGGUUCAGUACAGGCAACUACUAUGUAUGUGGUGGUAUCCAGCAACCAUCUCAGAGCCUCGAACUGCAGCAACCUUCAUGGUUCUGCAGCAUUUUCAUAUUUUAUCUUUCAAGAGCAAGGUGUCCGCUUACAAGUUCUACCAUUCACUUGCCAGGCAUACUGACAAUUCUGGGUUAGUAGCAAUCAGGGAUCAGUAUUCUGCUUUCAUGCGGAUGAUACGCCAAUGGGGUAACCUCAAACAACUUGCCCGUGGAGGAAGGGGACAUGACCCUGCCGGCAUUAAUGCUACAGCCAAAGGCGAAUUAGCUGUUCUAUGCCCCAUGUGUCCACAACCCAGCAAGAAUCUUCCCCCAGAUUGGGAGAAGGAGCCGCUGUUUAUCAGAUGGAAAUAUGCAUUGUUUGUUGCGAUUGAUGCUAACUUCAGGCUCAAGCACAAGGCAGUAUCAUCUGAUGCUGCUGACCCUAGCCUCAAUGCUGGAUGGGCGUAUUUUGUGCAGGAGGGUGCAUACAAGUCUUACCUUGCAGAUUGGCUUGCUGCAACAGGUGUCAGGACAAUCAACUGUGCAAGACAUGACACGAAGCUUCCCAAUGGUGUUGGAGACCUUCAGAAAGGGGAAUGGUACAUCAACAUGGACUAUAUCAUGUGCUCUGCACUCCUCAUCUUUGCAAUGUCUAUGAUCAACAUUUCAUAUGACAUUGCCUGCCAGUGGCACAAGAGACUUUGGACUUGGAUGGAAACCAUGCCAGAUCGGCUUUCCACCCCUCAUGAAUCCCCCCUUAUAUGA
Suillus subaureus is the source of this 1107-nucleotide messenger RNA. RefSeq lists its product as uncharacterized. Bases 1 to 1107 code for a protein of 368 amino acids. The transcript is spliced from 7 exons. Lineage: Eukaryota; Fungi; Basidiomycota; Agaricomycetes; Boletales; Suillaceae. The record is from RefSeq and is a predicted model, not a curated record.